GGACCUUCCGAAUACACCUAUGAGGAGGAGUGGGUCAUUGACGAGUGGGAAGACUGGCUGCGACCUUUGACCCUCGACCCAUCCCCCCUCCACCCCCCCAAGCACCUGGUCUCUCCCACACUGACUGAAUUCCAAGUGGCUCUCCAACGCUGCCAGGCCGAGGGUUUGGAGGGAGAGGAAGACCAGCUGCAGGGCCACAAGUUGGAGAUGCUGUUGAUGGAGACACCCCUCCCCCCAUCGGCUGGUGGAGGAGGAGGAGGAGGAGGGGGUGUGGAGGGGUUGGAGGGAGGGGAAGACGGGGAGAAGUGGGUGCAGGCAGUGGAGCAUGUGUGUCAACUGAUCCCCAGAGAUUUGCCUCCACUUGUUGCUCGGAAUGGAUUCGACGCGUGUGGGACGCUCUGUGACUGGGUGGAGGUCGGCCUGGACUUCCAACGUGCCCUGGCCCAAGAACAGCCGGUCUAUAAGAUCCGCCACAUGAAGGUGGGAGUGCGUCUGACCCAGCUGCUCCUCCAGUGCUGCUGCGGGUGACCCGGCGAGUGCUGAACAGAGGGGUGCUGGACAAGCUGC
This is a messenger RNA of Portunus trituberculatus (swimming crab), 567 nucleotides long. RefSeq lists its product as uncharacterized. The record is from RefSeq and is a predicted model, not a curated record. Lineage: Eukaryota; Metazoa; Arthropoda; Malacostraca; Decapoda; Portunidae. The coding region runs from base 208 to 528 and encodes 106 amino acids. The transcript has 4 exons.